GAACAAAAACUCAGAAGAAAGACCAGACGUCUGUCCAAGAGAGUUAGGUACAUCAGGGCAGUAAGUCGGGAGGGGAAAAAAAAGCAACCAGCUACCAACGAACAAGAGCAAGAAAGAGGAGAACAGUGACAGCUAUUGGACAGAGGAAGAGAGAGAGGGGCAGCAGCACAGAGAGGGAGGAGAAAAGAGCGAGAGAUAAGAGUGUGACAAACAGGAGACAUUGAGAGGAAGCACAUGGUGUAAAAAUGCCCACCAGCUUUACUGUGGUCCCGGUGAAGGACAACACAAGAGGGGGAAAGAAAGAAAGGAGUGAGGAGGAUGAUGUGGAUGACAACAACGUGCUAAAAGAGGAAGAUGAGGAAACCACAGGUGAUGGCGUUCCAAAGGAAAACAGCCCCUUCAUUAACAACACAGAAAACGACAAAGGCAACAGCUACGAUGGCACCAACAUGGCUCUAUUUGAGGAGGAAAUGGACAGCAACCCCAUGGUAUCGUCUCUCCUCAACAAACUGGCCAACUACACUAAUCUCACCCAGGGGGCCCAGGAGCACGAGGAAGCUGAUGAUGACGAGGGGUCCAAGAAGAAAGCUGUUAAGAGCCCACAGAUGGGGACAUUCAUGGGUGUCUACCUCCCCUGCCUCCAGAACAUUCUGGGGGUCAUCCUAUUUCUGCGCCUUACCUGGAUUGUCGGCACCGCCGGCAUCUUGGAGUCCCUGGCUAUCGUCUGCUUGUGCUGUUCUUGUACCAUGCUGACGGCCAUAUCCAUGAGUGCGAUCGCUACUAAUGGCGUUGUGCCAGCCGGAGGUUCCUAUUAUAUGAUCUCUAGAUCUCUUGGUCCAGAGUUUGGAGGAGCUGUAGGUCUCUGUUUCUACCUGGGGACAACUUUUGCUGGCUCCAUGUACAUUCUGGGUACUAUAGAGAUUCUUCUGACUUACAUCGUGCCUAAAGCAGCCAUCUUUGUGGCAGAGAAGAAGGAGGACCAGUUGGAUGCCCUGCUGAAUAACAUGCGCGUGUACGGCACGUGCUGCCUCGCACUGAUGGCUGUGGUCGUCUUUGUUGGAGUGAAAUAUGUGAACAAACUAGCCUUAGUCUUCCUGGCCUGUGUCAUUCUUUCUAUCCUUGCUAUCUACGCUGGAGUCAUCAAGACCAUCUUUGAGCCGCCUGACUUUCCUGUUUGCAUGUUGGGAAAUCGCACUCUGCAGAACCUCAACUUUGACAAGUGUCUUAAGACAGAUUUUAUAGACAACAUGACGGUCACUACCAAACUGUGGAUGCUGUUCUGUGAAGGACCUGAGCUCAACGCCACCUGCAAUGACUACUUCGUCAACAAUAAUGUCACUAUGAUACAGGGCAUCCCUGGGCUCACCAGCAGAGUCAUUUCAGAAAACAUGUGGUCAGAGUAUGGUCCUCUGGGCAUGAUGGUAGAAAACAAAAAGCUGUCGUCUCUUGGGGGAAGUGACUCUGCCCAAGACAUCUACAUGCCAUAUGUAGUCAAUGACAUUACCACCUUCUUCACACUGCUGGUCGGCAUCUACUUCCCCUCUGUCACUGGUAUCAUGGCCGGUUCAAACCGCUCAGGCGACUUGAGGGAUGCCCAGAAGUCCAUACCCGUCGGCACCAUCCUGGCUAUUGCUACCACCUCCGUCAUCUACGUCACCUGUGUGGUUCUCUUCGGUGCCUGUAUUGAAGGCGUUCUGCUUCGAGACAAAUUUGGUGACUCGGUGAAAGGAAACCUUGUGAUAGGCACGUUAUCAUGGCCCUCACCUUGGGUUAUUGUGAUUGGCUCGUUCUUCUCCUGCUGUGGGGCAGGUUUACAGAGUUUGACUGGUGCCCCACGACUGCUGCAGGCCAUCGCACGAGAUGGCAUCGUACCUUUCUUACAGGUGUUUGGUCAUGGUAAAGCUAAUGGAGAACCAACCUGGGCUCUGCUCCUGACUGCUGGGAUCUGUGAGAUAGGCAUCCUCAUCGCCUCACUGGACGCCGUGGCUCCUAUCCUCUCCAUGUUUUUCCUCAUGUGCUACCUGUUUGUCAACCUGGCCUGCGCUGUUCAGACGCUACUGCGAACGCCCAACUGGAGACCACGCUUCAAAUACUACCACUGGGCUCUGUCCUUCCUGGGAAUGAGCUUGUGCCUUGCUCUCAUGUUCAUCUGCUCCUGGUAUUAUGCUAUCGUUGCCAUGGCCAUCGCUGGGUGCAUCUACAAAUACAUUGAAUACAGAGGGGCAGAGAAAGAAUGGGGUGAUGGCAUCCGUGGUCUGUCUCUUAACGCAGCUCGCUACGCCCUCAUUCGACUGGAGGAGGCUCCACCGCACACAAAGAACUGGAGGCCUCAGGUACUGGUGCUGCUGAACGUGGACUCCGAUCAAGGAGUCAAACACCCUCGCCUGCUCUCCCUCACCACUCAGCUGAAGGCAGGAAAAGGCCUGACGAUUGUGGGAAAUGUUUUAGAGGGAACGUAUCUCACUAAGGACGCAGAGGCCAAGAGGGCUGAGCAGAACAUCAAGUCCUCUAUGUCAGCAGAGCGGACCAAGGGUUUCUGUCAUGUUGUGGUGUCUUCAAACCUCAGAGAUGGCAUGUCCCACCUCAUCCAGUCUGCAGGCCUGGGGGGCAUGAAGCACAAUACGGUCCUGAUGGCCUGGCCCGGGACCUGGAGGCAGUCUAAUGACCCCCAGUCAUGGAAGAAUUUCAUAGAGACAGUGCGGGAGUCCACAGCCGCCCAUCAUGCCUUACUUGUGGCAAAGAAUGUGGACAGUUUCCCUACCAACCAGGACCGUCUGGGGGAGGGCACCAUUGAUGUGUGGUGGGUGGUCCAUGACGGAGGCAUGCUGAUGCUGCUGCCCUUCCUGCUGCGACAACACAAGGUGUGGAGGAAAUGUAAGAUGCGCAUCUUCACUGUGGCCCAGAUGGAUGACAACAGCAUCCAAAUGAAGAAAGAUCUCCAGAUGUUCCUUUACCACCUGCGAUUGGAUGCAGAGGUGGAAGUGGUGGAGAUGCAUGACAAUGACAUCUCAGCUUUUACGUAUGAGAAGACGCUGAUGAUGGAGCAGAGAUCUCAGAUGCUGAAACAGAUGCAGCUGUCCAGGACUGAGAGGGAGAGAGAGAUUCAGAGUAUCACUGAUGAAUCGCGUAAUUCAAUCCGGAGGAAGAACCAAGGCGCUGCAGAGAGCGCCAGCCUCAGCCGGCACUCCUCAACGGUGGAGGACAAUCAGGAGGACGAGGCCCAGCUAAUCCAUGACAGAAACACGGCAUCUCACGCCACGAUUAACGACAAGGCCGAGACAGGGCCCGAUCGGGUUCACAUGACUUGGACCAAGGACAAGCUGUUCGCAGAGCGUAAUCGCAAUCGCGAGUGCAACGCCAAUGUGGCUGUGCGUGACCUGUUCAACAUGAAACCAGAGUGGGAGAGUCUGUAAGUCGCAUUCUCUUUGCCCU
Molecule: messenger RNA, 3432 nt
Organism: Paralichthys olivaceus (Japanese flounder)
Lineage: Eukaryota; Metazoa; Chordata; Actinopteri; Pleuronectiformes; Paralichthyidae
Source: RefSeq, a predicted model, not a curated record